This is a messenger RNA of Nannospalax galili (Upper Galilee mountains blind mole rat), 3111 nucleotides long. RefSeq names its product glycerol-3-phosphate acyltransferase 2, mitochondrial (gene Gpat2). The transcript has 21 exons. The coding region runs from base 181 to 2826 and encodes 881 amino acids. The record is from RefSeq and is a predicted model, not a curated record. NCBI's taxonomy places the organism in Eukaryota, Metazoa, Chordata, Mammalia, Rodentia, Spalacidae. Gene Ontology annotation, cellular component: mitochondrial membrane.
CCCAGAACGGAUCCCGAUUGGGUGGCAGGGCUGCUUCUGAGGCGCGUGCAGCGCUGAGGCGGUCUUCGUGCUUUGCUGGCCAGCCGGGGCUGUUUGGCGGGAGUUGGCAGCGGGUGUGAAGGUCAGGAUCCUGUGCAGAGAGAGGCAGAAGCGCUUAGUUUCCAGAUCUUAUAGACCAUCAUGGAUACCAUGUUGAAGUCCAGUCCCCAAACCCAGCCAACGAGUAGCCACAAUGGUCAGGAGACAAGCCUUUGGUCCCCAGGCUUUGGGAUGAAGAUGGAGGCCAUUACUCCAUUCCUGGGGAAGUAUCGCCCCUUUAUGGGUCGCUGUUGCCAGACCUGUACCCCGAAGAGUUGGGAGACCCUCUUCCACAGAAGCAUCAUGGAUCUGGGUUUCUGCAAUGUGAUUCUUGUGAAGGAGGAGAAUACCAGGUUUCGGGGCUGGCUGGUUCGCAGGCUCUGCUAUUUCCUAUGGUCGCUGGAACAGCACAUACCUGUUAGCAGCAGUGCCUCACAGAAGACCGUGGAAAGCACUGGGGUGCAGAACCUGCUCUCAGGGAGGGCUCCAGGAGGGGCUGGGGAAGGCCAGGCACCUGACAUUGUGAAGAAAGAGGUACAGCGCAUCCUGGGCCACAUCCAGGCCACACCCCGACCAUUUCUGCUUAGGCUGUUGAACUGGGCACUGCUGUGGUUCCUGAACCGCCUUUUUCUGAAUGUGCAGCUCCAUAAGGGGCAGAUGAAGAUGGUCCAUAAGGCUAUCCAGGAGGGCCCACCAUUGGUCUUCCUCUCUACUCAUAAGUCUCUGCUGGACGGGUUUCUGCUGCCCUUUGUGCUGCUCUCUCAGGGCCUGGGUGUCCUCCGUGUGGCGUGGGACCCCUGCACCUGCUCCCCAGCUCUCAGAGCUCUACUGAGGAAACUUGGGGGACUUUUCCUGCCCCCUGAGGCCAGCCUCUCCUUGGACAGCUCAGAGGGUAUCCUUGCAAGGACCGUGGUCCAUGCGGCUGUAGAGCAGCUUCUAGCCAGUGGGCAGCCCUUGCUCAUCUUCCUGGAGAAGCCGCCUGGGCACCUAGGGCCCCGGCUUUCAGCCCUUGGCCAGGCCUGGCUGGGAAUGGUGGUACAGGUGGUCCAAGCAGGUGUCAUCCCAGAUGCCACACUGGUGCCAGUGGCCAUUACCUAUGACCUGGUUCCAGAUGCACCGUGUGACGUGAGCCACGACCUGGCCCCCCUGGGGCUAUGGACAGGAGCCCUGGCUGUCCUGAGGAGACUGUGCAGCUGCUGGGGCUGUAACCGCAGAGUCUGUGUCCGGGUGCACCUUGCCCAGCCAUUCUCUCUCCAGGAAUACACCAUCAAUGCCAGAAGCUGCUGGGGUCGCAGGCAGACCCUGGAACAGUUGCUGCAGCCCAUUGUGCUGGGCCAAUGUACUGCUGUCCCAGACACUGAGAAGGAGCAGGAGUGGACCCCAUCAACUGGGUCCCUCCUGGCCCUCAAAGAAGAGGACCAGCUUCUGGUCAGGAGACUGAGCCAGCAUGUCCUGAGUGCCUGCGUGUCGAGCUCGGCAGUGAUGAGCACAGCAAUCAUGGCAACACUACUGCUGUUCAAGCACCAGAAGGGUGUGGUCCUGUCCCAGCUCCUGGGAGAAUUCGCCUGGUUGACAGAAGAGACACUGCUGCGUGGCUUUGACGUGGGCUUCUCUGGACAGUUGCGGUGCCUGGCACAACACACGCUGAGCCUACUGCGGGCACAUGUGAUCCUAUUGCGUGUCCACCAGGGGGACUUAGUGGUAGUACCACGGCCUGGCCCAGGCCUCACACAUCUCGCACGUCUGAGUGCAGACCUGCUGCCCACCUUCUUGAGUGAAGCCGUGGGUGCCUGUGCCGUGCGGGGGCUGCUGGCAGGCAGAAUGCCACCUGAGGGGCCCUGGGAGCUGCAGGGCAUAGAGCUACUGAGCCAGAAUGAACUAUACCGCCAGAUCCUAUUGCUGUUGCACCUGCUGCCCCAAGACCUGCUACUGCCUCAGCCCUGCCAGUCUUCCUACUGGUACUGUCAGGAGGUGCUAGACCGGCUCAUCCAGUGUGGGCUCCUUGUUGCUGAAGAGACUCCAGGCUCCUGGCCAGCCUGUGACACAGGAAGACAGCAUCUGAGUGCAAAUUUGCUGUGGAAACCAAGUGGGGAAUUUACUGACAGUGAGAGUGAUGACUUUGAGGAGCCAGAGGGCCGGUGCUUCAAGCUUAGUCAGCAGAAACGCUGCCCUGACUUCUUCCUUUUCCUUUGCCGCCUGCUCAGUCCAAUGCUCCUGGCCUUUGCACAGGCUGCUGCCUUUCUCCACCAGGGGCAGCUGCCAGAUUCAGAGUCUGGCUACUUGGAGCAGUUGUUCCAGUUUUUACAGGAUAGUGCCCAGGAAAAAGAGAUCUUUGGUGAGUUCCAAGCACACAACACAGGCUCCCUGAAGAUGGUGCGUUUGCUGGUAACUGCUGCCCUCUGUUGGACAAUGGCUGCCAAACUACAGGGAAGAGAGCUAAAGGGGGGCCACUGGUCCCUGACAAGCCCUGGUUGGUCCUCCUCUAAACAGGAGCUCUGCCUAGUGGCUCCCUGGCCUCCCUUUCUCAAGCUUUCAUUUAUUUCUCUUUCCCCCAGAGUGUGCAGACCCAAAUCUCGCCAUCAGUGCUAUUUGGACAUUCAAAGACCUGGGGGUGCUGCAGCAGAUGCCCAGCCCUACAGGACCCCAGCUCCACCUGUCCCCUACAUUUGCCAGCCGGGACAACCAGGACAAGCUGGAACAGUUCAUCAGACAGUUCAUCUGCAGCUAAGAUUAGAUCAUAAAGCCUGAUGGAACUUCUUAGUAUGCAACCUUCUGGCUCCUGUGUCUGGUGCCAGAAGGACAUGAGGCCACAUACUAAGCUGGACUUAGAUAAUGCAUGUCCUUUGCUUUCUCCAUCCUUUGGUGUGAUAAAGGGAAUGGCUAGUUUCCUAAGGCUGUAGUACAUGUGUAUAUAUCUGUUCCCUCCUUCCUCAGCCCUAUGAAAAUAGCUCAUCUAGGAAAAGGAAAAACAAAAAACAACAAAACAAAAACCUAUAACCUAAAAGACAGGGCCAAAGCCAAUCUGUUGCUUUG